Messenger RNA from Trichomonas vaginalis G3, 4374 nucleotides. RefSeq names its product guanylate cyclase protein. The record is from RefSeq and is a predicted model, not a curated record. Bases 1 to 4374 code for a protein of 1457 amino acids. NCBI's taxonomy places the organism in Eukaryota, Parabasalia, Trichomonadida, Trichomonadidae. Gene Ontology annotation, molecular function: peptide receptor activity; guanylate cyclase activity. The transcript has a single exon. Gene Ontology annotation, biological process: receptor guanylyl cyclase signaling pathway; cGMP biosynthetic process; intracellular signal transduction.
AUGGGCUAUUAUAGGGUCAAGAGGAAAUUCAUAAAGUUCUUAAAUUUCCCAAUUAGAUUCUAUUUCGAAACAAUCCUUGUUGCUACCCUCUGCCCAGUUAUUAUCGGCUUGGGUGAGUCUUUUUAUGCAAUUGCAAAAGGCGACAGAGAUCCAAGGACAAUAAUAGCUUUUGUUCUAUUCAUUCUUUCAGAUGCAUAUGAAUCAUAUUCUUUCACAAUGGUUCAGGAAUUUGCUGCAAAAUCCGUUUGGAUUAAUAUUUCCCCGCUUUUAAACUUUGAUCCAACAAUCAUGACACUCGUUAUCAUUACAAUGAAUGUUAUUCUUAUCCCAUUCUUCGUUUUACUUCUUUUCGAGUAUUGGGCAUUUUUAUUUGCAUUAGUCAUUCAUUUUGCUAUUUUUGCCUACCUUAUGGGUUACAUGCUCAUGAAAAUUCCAUUUAUCGAUCUGCUAACAAACAGUAUGGGUGUUGGGUGGUAUGUUGGUUGCUUACUAGCAGAUGCCAUCAUGUUUGUUGCUACAUUCUAUCAGAACAUACACUAUGCAGUUCCACUACUUGCCGCUUUGGUAGGUUUCAUGGGUACAAUUCCAGCUUUUAUGAUAUUUUUCAUUUUUCGUGAGAAAAGUAUCGUCAAAUCGAUAGCAGAAGAAAUUAAGAAUCAAGAUGAAGCAAACGAGUAUUACACACAACUCGGAAUCGACACUAAUCCCGAUAAGGCUUUAUUAUAUCUCAGACUUGCUUUCCAAAACUGUCUUCCGAACUUCUACAAUUGGACAUUAAUGAAUUUUAUUGUGGAUCAUCAUGAAUCUGAAACGAUUCUCGCUACAAGUUUACAGAUUUUGAAUUUCUUCCCAAAGGAAACACGCCUUCAGAAUAAAAUCCAGCGUAUUAUCCUUAAGAGGAGGAAACUGAAACCAUCAACCCGCUUCCUUCUUUAUCAAGUUGAUGCUGUGAAAACAUUAAGACAAUUCUCAGUUUCAACGGCAUCGAAACUUAAACUGAUUGAAUUAAAGACAAUGAGCCGCCAUUGCGAGAUGCUUACCAAAGGUGCGAUAGACAACUCCGCACUUGAGCCACAUUAUUUUGAACAACUUGCUGCAUCUGCACAAUCUGCUCGCGCCAUCUGGAAAGAAGCUCUUUUAGGAUCACCAAACAAUCCAAAGUUCUGCGAAGAAUACACAAGAUAUUUGAUUGAAUGCGAAUGCGAUUUCCCAGAAGGCCUUAAAAUGAAGCACAGACAGCAAGUUAUCGAAAUGGGUAACAGUUUCUCUGUCGAUCACUCUUUCAGAUCCAUGGUUGUUGCAUUUCCGAAAUAUCUUACCCAGAAGAUCCUUGAUUUACAAGGCGGUGUUAUCAAGAAGAAGCUUAAUGAUCCAAAGGGAAGCCAAAGCAACAGCACCAACACCAACAGUAACAGUCAAGGUUCAUUCCAGUCAACAAUGAAUGACGAAGCUUUAGAUGCAGAACUCGAAGAAUACGUCGGCAAACAGACUAUUACACUCUCAAGAACAAGACUUGCAUUGCAUAGAACUCUUGAAAACAAACUUCCAAGGUCAAUUAAAGUUUUGGUUCCUGUUGCUACUUUUGUUGUUAUUUACGUCAUUGCAUGCUUCGUUUUUGGCAACGUUUCAUCAAGUAUGAUGCUCGAAGAUAUGGUUCAGUCCAUGGACCAGCUUGAUUCAAUUUCGAAGACAAGAUUCUACCUUGCUCUCUCCAACAUCCACAUCAUCUUUUCAUAUGCCAAAGCCAACGAUGUAAUGGAUAAAUAUAUGGAAGUUUUGAAGGGAAUCCAACCAAAAGAUCACUAUCUUUACGUUAACUUAUUUGAAAACCUCAUCGUCCCAACAGUUAAUCUUACAGCACAUGCUUCAAAGAACCUUGACCAAUUCACAGAAAUUUUAUCGGAUUUGGCCCUUAAAGGCACAGAUGUUUUCAAGAUUGCUAGCGUUCUUAUGAAUCCUGAGCAAUUGGUUGCAUCAUGCAUGUAUACUCCUGCACUUCCAAUUGCACCGGGAGUUACAAUUCCUUACGCCCUUCCUGUUACGAUUAACGGCCAACCAGUUUAUUCACCUGCAUCACUUAGUACUUUAAUGGCAGGAACACUUGUCAAUCAAAGAGAAUUUUCUGGAGAGAAAUCAGCCAAAUAUUUGAUGACAAGCCCGGCCACAUGCGAAGUGUCAUUGAAUUUCAAGUCAAUCUUCAUCGGUUCUAAUGAAAUUUUUGGAAAUAUUUCUGUUUUCCAAAAUCAAAAAGGUGAAGGCUUGAAAUCAUUCUUCGCAUUUGUUUCAAUCCUUGUUCCAGUUAUCACAUUCUUUAUUGCCUUCUGCCCAUUCAUUAUCAUUCAUUUCCUCACAUUAAAGUCAUUGAAACAGAUUGUUGAAAUCAUCAAAAGCUUCGACAACAAAGCAAAGGCUGAGGCCAAGGAAAUGAUUUUAAUUCAAAGUGGCACCGAAGAUCAAAGAAUGGCAGAAAUGCAUACGAAAUCAAAAGCAAGUAUUGUAUACAUCGUUGUUAUUGGCAUUAUAUCUGUGAUCUUCUUAAUCAUGACAUUAAUUGGAUGCAGAUUUGUCGUUAAUGCAAACACAAACAUCAUUAACAUUAAUGGCUGGAACAGAUAUGCAUCAGCAAGGUUGUCAUUGGCUGCAGAAACUCUUAACUUAAUUGCAACAUCAGUUGCAAAGAAAGGCAUUGCAAGGUCUUAUAUUUACACGAAUCGUGAAUUGAUUUAUAAGAUGUUAAAGACCCUUUCAGGAUAUUUAGUUGAAGCAGAGAAUUCUUUAAUCGAUGGAACAAACGAAACAGUUCCUUGCCAAGGUUUCGAUUCUGAACUAGAUAAUUUGAACAUUAUUAACCAGGAAAUAACAUCAGAAACAGAUGAUCCAGCAGACUAUUACGGCAAAGUUUCUAUCCAUCAGCAAAUUUCUAUUUUCUCAAACUAUAUCGAUACAAUUCUUCAAGAUUUCAUGUCAAAUAAGUCAUUAAACGUAGAAGUUGUUGCAAACGCAAUCAAUAUCGCCAAUGCUUAUCUAUUUGAGAGAAUGUUCCAAGUAACCCAAAGACUUUUAGUAUUGGCUCAGAAACAAUACGAUAAGAUCAUGACAAUGUUUUACAUUUGCGCUGCUGUUUUAGUUGUUCUUUCAAUAAUUUUCGUUAUUGUAAUUGCUGCUUAUUACAACAACAGAGCAAGUGCAUAUAAAGCCACCAUAUUUGUUCUAAAAAGAUUCUCUCCAUACGCUUUACUCAACAACAAGAAGUUCUCAAAGAUAUUCUUGAAAGGAAAGGAUCAAGAAAAAGAUGAUAGAUUAUCCACAGAAGGAUUAAUCAUCAGGAAUGCAAACGACCCAAUCUUUUGCACAAACCUUUUAGGCGUUGUUGAAAUUGUCAAUAACUCCGUUUCAACAUUGUUAGGAUACACACCUGAACAGAUCUUAGGUCAAAAUGUUUCAUCCUUCUUCGCAACAAUUGAUAUGGAAAAGGUUUCCCAGAAGAUGGAACAAAUGAAGACAGGUCAGUCAUCAAGCUUCUAUGAAGAUGAUUACACAGUUGUUUCUGAUGCUUCUAAGGAUAUCCCUGUUCACGCAACAAUCAUCGGAAUGAAGAAAGAGAAGGAUACAGAUGUCAGCUCAUUUGUUGUCAUUUUAAGAGAUCAGACAGCUUUAGUUGAACAGAAGAAGGCAGCUGAAGAAGCUAAAGCCAAAUCAGAGAAGUUAUUGUAUCAGAUCCUUCCAAGAGAUAUCGUCGUUCAACUCAACAGAGGCGAAAAAGAUAUUUCUUUCGUUGUUCCAUCAGCAACAAUCAUCUUCAUCGAUAUCAACAAGUUCUCAGAAUACGCUGCAAACUUAAGUCCACAAGAUAUCAUGGCAAACUUGUCUUAUUACUUCGCUUGCAUUGAUAAAUUGGCAGCUAAGCAUACAAUGAUCACAAAGAUCAAAUUAAUUGGUGAUAUUUAUAUGGCUGCUGCAGGUUUAUUCAACCUCGAUUCUCCACCAGAAUCACAUGCAGAACAAGUCAUCCAAUUCGCUAUUGAGUGCGUCAGCAUCUUAGAUGAAGUCAAUAUCAAGUUGGAUGCAAGUUUACAGAUCAGAAUCGGUAUCAACACUGGUGGCCCAGUCAUCGCUGGUGUUUUAGGUACUGAUAAGCCUGCUUUCGAUAUUAUUGGCGAUCCAAUCAAUGUUGCAGCUAGAUUGCAAAGUACUGAUGAAGUUAACCACAUCCACAUUUCUCAGGCAACUUUCGAUUUGAUCAGGGGUUCUAAUUACGAAGUCACACAACGCGGUGAAACAUUCCUCAAGGGUAAGGGCAAGCAGAUGACUUAUUAUGUUACUGUUCCUCCAACGGUCUUCAAUGCAACAGGAUCUCAAGUGUUCAAAUCAUAA